Molecule: messenger RNA, 2635 nt
Organism: Glossina fuscipes
Lineage: Eukaryota; Metazoa; Arthropoda; Insecta; Diptera; Glossinidae
Gene: pins
Product: G-protein-signaling modulator 2
Exons: 2
Coding region: 179-2140 (653 amino acids)
Molecular function (GO): GTPase regulator activity; protein binding
Source: RefSeq, a predicted model, not a curated record
UUCUCGUCUUGUAAGUUUUGUGAUUCAUUUUCUAUCAAAGGGUUUCUUACUUAAAAUUUGACAAGAGCUAAAAGGAUACAUUUAGCAGAAUAUUAAUUAGUGUUGUCCUUAAACAGUCGAUAAGUGCAGAGGUGAAAAAGAUUGAAGUAAAAAGGAGAAAAAGAAGAGUGCUUUGAAAAUGUCAUCGUUAUCAGCCUCCGCAGAGAAUGUGUCAAGCGGUGGUAGUGGCGCAGGUGGUGGUGAUUCCAAUUCGCAAGAUGGUAGCUCAAGUAUGUGCUUGGAAUUGGCCUUGGAAGGGGAGCGAUUGUGUAAAGCAGGCGAUUGUCGGGCGGGAGUCGCUUUCCUUCAGGCAGCCAUACAAGCGGGCACUGAGGAUUUGCGCACCUUAAGCGCCAUUUAUUCACAAUUAGGCAAUGCUUACUUCUAUCUGGCUGAUUAUCCGAAGGCUAUGCAAUAUCAUAAAUUGGAUUUGACUUUGGCACGUUCUAUGAACGAUAAGUUAGGCGAGGCUAAAUCUUCAGGUAAUUUAGGCAACACGUUAAAAGUAAUGGGACGUUUUGAUGAAGCUGUUAUUUGUUGUGAUCGCCACUUGACUUUGGCUCGUCAGCUGGGUGAUAAAUUAAGUGAGGGACGGGCCUUGUACAAUCUAGGCAAUGUUUAUCAUGCCAAAGGGAAGCAUAUGGGUCAAAGAAAUCCCGGCGAUUUUGGAGAUGAUGUUAAAGAAGCUUUAAGCAAAGCUGUCGAAUAUUAUAAACAAAACUUGAAGCUGAUGCGCGAAUUAGGUGAUCGCAGUGCUCAGGGCAGGGCUUGCGGUAAUCUUGGCAAUACCUAUUAUUUAUUAGGUGAUUUUCAAGCAGCUAUUGAGCACCAUCAAAAUCGUUUGCGCAUUGCCCGUGAAUAUGGCGACAAGGCAGCCGAAAGACGCGCCAAUAGUAAUUUGGGCAACUCCCAUAUAUUCCUCGGUCAGUUUGAAGACGCGGCCGAACACUAUAAACGUACGCUGGCUUUGGCUGUCGAACUUGGCGAAAGAGAAGUGGAGGCACAAGCAUGCUACAGUUUGGGGAACACUUACACAUUAUUAAGGGAAUUCGGUAUUGCUAUUGAAUAUCAUCGACGCCAUUUGGCAAUAGCAAGAGAAUUGUGUGAUCGCGUUGGUGAAGCAAGGGCUUGUUGGUCCCUCGGCAAUGCCUACUCCGCCAUAGGAAAACAUUACGAAGCUUUGCAGUAUGCGGAAUCCCAUUUAAGAUUGGCGCGAGAGCUGCAGGAUAAGGUAGGAGAAAGCACGGCUACAGUCAAUAUCUGCGAUUUGCGCAAGAUACUUGGAUUUCCAGAAUUGAAACUUCCCAUUGAAUUAGAAGAACGUUACGAAGACACAGAAUUUCUCGCAGAACUCGAUUCGAAUAUCUCACAAGGACGUAUGGUACGCGUGCGCCGUCAAUCAAUGGAACAAUUAGACUUAAUUAAGAUUACACCCGACGGUAAACAACAACAAAAGCAACAGAUUUCGAAAACAGAACCGAAAAAUAAUUCAAAAGCUCAAGAUGAUGAUUUCUUCGAAUUACUUUCGCGUUCGCAGUCGAAGCGAAUGGAUGAUCAACGUUGCUCCAUUAAAAUCGGUAAUGGGCAAAUACCAUUCUUAUCUCCGACAUACGCAACUGAAGAAACUCGUGCUCCCGAAGAGCUUCAAAAGGUGAUGGAAAUGGAUAAAGAGAGAGUUGUUGCAGCCGAAGCAGCUUCAGCUUAUCCGCCAGAUAUCAAAACUAUUGACAUAAACGCUAGUAAUAAUAGCAAUUUACAAGCCAAUGCUGGUGCUGGCGCCACUCAUGCUGUAUUGGCUAGAAGUCAUACGACAACGGAACAACCAGACGAUGCCUUUCUCGACAUGCUGAUGCGUUGCCAAAGUUCACGACUGGAGGAACAGAGGUCCGAAUUGCCGAAGCCUAAUCUCGUGUUUGAUGCGGAAACGCCUCGCCAGAUUAGCAACUUUGGCCGCGCAGCCAAUACUGUGCCAGAUGACGACUUUUUCUCCCUCAUUAUGAAAGUACAAAGUGGCCGCAUGGAAGAUCAACGAGCAGCUAUACCCAUACCACGUCGAGAUGGUAUGGGUACUAACGCUAAUAACAAUAAUAAUGUUAAGUAAUUUAAGUGUUGGUUCAUCUUUCCAAACCAAAAACAGAAUUAAGAAACAAAGUCCGUUUUCUUCAAUGCAUUUCUUUACCAUUUUUAAUAAUAUUAUACUAAUACUCAAAUUAAGCGCAAACACACAACUAUAUAUAUAACCACAUAAAAAUUGCACUAACACAUUUCAAUUGUUAAACCUGACCUUUCAUAAAUUCCAUAAAUAAGUUGAAUAAUUUAACACAAAAACAAGAAAAGGUCUAAAAGUACUACAAAUCUAACAUUAAGUUAUAGAAACCAAAAAUCUACGAGAAAAAAAAAAAAGAAUAAUGAAAUGAAAUUUUACCAAUUUUUACAGAAACAGAAUAUAGUUGAAUUUUUUUUUUCUGCCAUGGUGCAAACAUAAUCAAGAUAUGCUGUUGCUGAACAUAUAAUUGAACUACAAAAAACAAAAAUUAAAAAAAAAAAGGAAAAGAAACCUACAAAUUAUUGCAUCAUUUUUCUAAGCUCACAUUUU